This is a messenger RNA of Calliphora vicina (urban bluebottle blowfly), 1667 nucleotides long. RefSeq names its product TWIK-related acid-sensitive K[+] channel 7 (gene Task7). NCBI's taxonomy places the organism in Eukaryota, Metazoa, Arthropoda, Insecta, Diptera, Calliphoridae. Gene Ontology annotation, cellular component: plasma membrane. Gene Ontology annotation, biological process: stabilization of membrane potential; potassium ion transmembrane transport. The record is from RefSeq and is a predicted model, not a curated record. Gene Ontology annotation, molecular function: potassium ion leak channel activity; outward rectifier potassium channel activity. The transcript is spliced from 3 exons. Bases 261 to 1337 code for a protein of 358 amino acids.
CAGAUUCUGCGCAUUAUACAAAGGAUGUGAUUUGACAUUUGUAAACUGCUUGUCAUUUACCCAAAUAUUUCCAUACCAUCCAGGACAUAUUGAUUAUUUUUGCAAUAACAACAAAUCGCCAAAAUUAUACAUAUUAAAUUGAAUAAAUCCACAAACAAAAAAUAAAUAUUAAAUUAAUGCAUUUAAGAUCGUUCGGUUUUCUAUUCCAUGUACAUAAACUACAUCAUACUGUUUUAAAGAUUUUAUUACAAAGCUAUUGAAUGCUUAUUGAAUCCUAUCGUGAUUACAUUGUUGACUUAGUGACACAGUGCAGCAUGAAGCGUCAAAAUGUUAGGACGCUUUCAUUGGUGGUUUGCACAUUUACCUAUUUACUAAUUGGUGCUGCCGUAUUUGAUAGUUUGGAAUCAGAUUUUGAAUCGAAACGUUGGGAUUUUCUGCAAGCCGUCAAAAAUAACUUUGUAAAGAAAUACAAUGUAUCCAAUGAGGAUUUUCGUAUGAUGGAAUUUGUCAUAAUUGAAAAUAAACCACACAAGGCUGGACCACAAUGGAAAUUUGCCGGAGCAUUCUAUUUUGCUACUGUCGUAUUGGCAAUGAUUGGUUAUGGUCAUUCGACUCCGGUGACAAUGGGUGGGAAAGCAUUUUGUAUGGCAUAUGCAAUGGUUGGCAUUCCUCUGGGUUUAGUUAUGUUCCAAUCGAUUGGUGAACGUUUAAAUAAAUUUGCAUCAGUUAUUAUUAGAAAAGCAAAGCGUUAUAUGCAAUGUUCACAUACCGAAGCUACGGAAAUGAAUCUGAUGUUGGCUACAGGCAUGUUGUCUUCGAUAAUAAUUACAACAGGCGCAGCUGUAUUUUCACGAUAUGAAGGCUGGAGUUAUUUCGAUAGCUUCUACUAUUGCUUUGUCACUCUGACAACAAUAGGUUUUGGCGAUUAUGUGGCACUACAAAACGAUCAGGCCUUAAUGAAUAAACCCGGCUAUGUGGCUUUGAGUUUGGUGUUCAUAUUAUUUGGUUUGGCGGUUGUAGCUGCUAGCAUCAAUUUAUUGGUCUUACGUUUUAUGACAAUGCAAGCGGAAGAUGCCAAAAGAGAUGAACAGGAUGCCCAGAAUCAAAUUGCUGCCAAUCAACCGGUUACUUUCGACACUGAGCACAGCUAUAAUAUGCAUGGCAAACUUUUAAAUAGUUCCAAUUAUAUGACCGAAUUUGAGGAAACCGCUUCGAUUUGCUCAUGUACUUGCUUGGGUGGUACUCGCUGUAUGAAUCAUGAAACAUUUGCUGAUCCCGAUUUUCGACCCACCGACAUUAUUGCCAGCACCAUUAGUCUAAAGCGAGCUUCAGUUUGAUAUCAAUCUUUGCCUGACUUGGCUGAAUGUGAAUGUUAUCGUACGUCAUCCCAUUGUUAUUUGAAUUGUUGUGCCAAAAAUGAAACUUCCAAAUCAUCUGAAUGUAUUGGUUAUAGGAUUUUGAAAUAUUCUUCCGAUAGUCCCUGCUGUAGUACACCAUAAGUAAAAAAAAAGGAAUUACGAAACAAAAACUAUAAUAAAUUAAAACCCACUUUCAGAUAUUUAUUGUAUUCUUCCAUAUACAAAAUAUGUAAUGUAUUUAAAAUUGAAAUUAAUAAAACAAAGAACAUUAUUAUAAUUAUUCGUUAAAUAAAAGAGAGUUUCGAUUAA